GGCCGCGGAGCUCAUAAAAGCGGCGCUGGCCGCGGUUGGACACCGACUCCGACGACCAUGGCGCGUCCCAGCCUCCUGCUGCCGAUGGCCCUGGCCUUGCUCGCAUUCUGCCUCCUGGCGCUGCCCCGCGACGCCCGGGCCCGGCCAGGGGACCGCAAAGUCGGAGAACUGCAGGAGUUGUCACCCAGCGACCCGCAGGUGCAGAAGGCGGCGCAGGCGGCCGUGGCCAACUACAACAUGGGCAGCAACAGCGACUACUACUACCGCGACAUCACCAUCCUCCGGGCCCACAGCCAGCUGGUGGCGGGCAUCAAGUACUACCUGACCGUGGACAUGGGGAGCACGGCCUGCCGGAAGAGUGCCGUGGCUGGAGACCACGUAGACCUCACCACCUGCCCCCUGGCCGCAGAAGCAGAACAGGAGAAGCUGCGCUGUGACUUUGAGAUCCUUGUGGUUCCCUGGAAGAACUCCUCCCAGCUUCUAAAGCACGACUGUGUGUCCCUGUAGAGACCCCUGUGGGCUCGGGGGAGGGAGGCAGCCAACGAGGCUGGGCAGGACUGGGCGCAUGGGUGGAGGGCAUGUCAGUUCCUUGGACCAUAUCUACGGCAAUAAAUUGCUAGCACUGCUUCUGGCA
Messenger RNA from Odocoileus virginianus texanus, 634 nucleotides. It is a transcript of the gene CST6, whose product is annotated as cystatin E/M. Gene Ontology annotation, molecular function: cysteine-type endopeptidase inhibitor activity. Gene Ontology annotation, cellular component: extracellular exosome. The record is from RefSeq and is a predicted model, not a curated record. NCBI's taxonomy places the organism in Eukaryota, Metazoa, Chordata, Mammalia, Artiodactyla, Cervidae.